GUAUUUUUCCUCCGAGCGCACGGUGGGUCCUUCGUAGGAUUUAAGCAGGUCUGUCUCGCUAGUCGGGCUUUGCGCGAUUGAGACAAUGGCGUGGCAACCUAUGGAGAUCAAUCCCGAGAUGCUGAACAAAGUGCUGUCCCGUUUAGGGGUUGCCCCUGGCUGGCAGUUUGUGGAUGUGCUGGGGUUUGAAGAGGAUUCCUUGAAUGCUGUACCCAGUCCAGCUUGUGCACUGCUCUUGCUCUUUCCUCUUACUGCCCAGCAUGAAAACUUCCGAAAAAAGCAGAUUGAAGAACUGAAGGGUCAGGAAGUGAGCCCAAAACUCUAUUUUCUGAAGCAAACUGCUAGUAACUCCUGUGGAACCAUUGGUCUUAUACAUGCAGUGGCUAAUAACCAAGAUAAAAUACUAUUUGAUGAAGGGUCUUCUCUAAAGGAAUUCCUCACUGUAACAGCUGGACUCUCUCCAGAUGAGAGGGCAAAACGUCUUGAAAACAGCAAGGCCAUCCAAGAAGCCCACAAUGCAGUGGCACAAGAAGGCCAGUGUCGAGUUGAAGAUGACAAAGUGAAUUUCCAUUUCAUUCUCUUUGCCACUGUGGAUGGACAUCUCUAUGAACUGGAUGGCCGGAUGCCUUUCCCUAUAAACCAUGGAGCUAGUUCAGAUGAUACUUUGCUGAAGGCCUCUGCUAAGAUCUGCCGACAGUUCACAGACCGUGAGCAGGGGGAGGUCCGCUUUUCCGCUGUGGCACUAUGCAAGUCUGCUUGAAGUUGAGGAAUUAAAGGAGCCCUGUAGCCCGUCAUGGAAAGCAGUUCAAACUUUAGUGCUUUGGUACUUGUGUUUAAAAAAAAAAAAAAAAGCUGUUUUUGGUCUGGAGUUUAAACUAUGUUGCUGAACCUCCUGCCUCUUCCCCUACGUACUCACAGCGGCUUCAGCAGCUUUUGUCCAAAAGCCAAGCUCAAACCCGUCAACACUUCAGAUGUAAGAGAUGUUGGAACUUUUCUUGACUGUAACUUGUUUAAAAAUGCUUCAUCGGGCUUGACUUGUGCUUCCGAGUUUCUUUAAGUUGUUGUGACUUUGUGUCAAUCACAAAAAUAAAUUUCUUCUUGCUACUCCAAAA
This is a messenger RNA of Varanus komodoensis (Komodo dragon), 1112 nucleotides long. RefSeq names its product ubiquitin C-terminal hydrolase L1 (gene UCHL1). The transcript is spliced from 9 exons. Gene Ontology annotation, molecular function: cysteine-type deubiquitinase activity. Lineage: Eukaryota; Metazoa; Chordata; Lepidosauria; Squamata; Varanidae. The coding region runs from base 86 to 760 and encodes 224 amino acids. Gene Ontology annotation, cellular component: cytoplasm. The record is from RefSeq and is a predicted model, not a curated record. Gene Ontology annotation, biological process: protein deubiquitination; ubiquitin-dependent protein catabolic process.